CUUAUAUGUAUAAGCAUUAAGUAAUAGACUUAAAGAUCUCAAUUGAGCUGUUAUAUUUGGAAAAAGGAAUAAAAAUGAUGUCAAUCACAUAUGUAUAGAUAAAAAAGUUAAGAAUUAUUAGACAUAAUAGCUCUUAAGAAAUUAAGUUAGAAUUGAUAAGAAUAUAACAUAAGAUGAAUCUAUAAAUUUGAUGUAAGUAAUAUAUAUAAAUAUCAUUUUUUUAGG
Molecule: messenger RNA, 225 nt
Organism: Paramecium sonneborni
Lineage: Eukaryota; Ciliophora; Oligohymenophorea; Peniculida; Parameciidae
Source: the annotation of a GenBank genome assembly